AUGGAAGAUAAUUUUAAUGAUGAACCCUUUAAGAAGGAAGAUAACUUUUUUAAGGAAGGUACUCAAAGCAUAGGUGAUGCAGAAGCUGGGAAUAACAUAAACCUUUCUUCUCAGCAAUUGGAGAUAUAGCAAAAUUAAAAUGUGCUAUAACAAUUUGAAGACUUCAAUGAAAACUAAAAUGAAGCCACCAAUAGCUAUUAAAAUUUGGAACAAAAAGGCCUUAAUAAUGGUCUUUUGAAUGUUGAAGAGGAAAACGAGGAUACAAAUAUUAAAAGUAGCUUCAAAUCUGAUAAUGAAAUGCUUAAUUAAAAGAAUGGAAAUAAUAAUUUGAGCUCAAGUAACAAAGAAGACUAUGGGAUAGAAUAAUUGGAGAGUAAAGUAUCAUCAGAUAAGGAAAAUUCUAAAAAAAGUAAUAACUAUGCCCAGCAUAACGCCUAAAAUCUUUUAAACGAGCAAAGUCGCAAUAUUUCUCCUCUCCGAUACGAUCAAGACGAAGAAAAAAUUCCAAUCAAUUAGUCUAACCAUUCAAAAGUUGCAGAGUAGAAAUAAAAUAAGAGCUAACCUGAUGUGUAAAGCCAGAGUAAAAUAAAUAGUUAGUAGCAAGAAAAUCAUGCUAAUUAAUAUUACCACGAGACUUCAAAAGAGGAUGAUGACAAUUCAGGCAGUUACUAAAAGCAAAAGGGUAAUAACCCAUUAGCAAAUUAAAUCGGAGGCCACCCUUUGAAGUUUCAAGAAGUGCAACCUAUUUAAUCUCCAGUUUACGAAUAGAAGAAACAUAAUCAAGAUCACAUUAAUGAAGACUCUCACCACAAAUUAAAGUAAAAGCUUGAUCCUCUACCUAUUCAACCAAAAUAGAUAGGAUAAAAGGUGAGUGCUAACGCUAAUUUUGAUGAUAGUCCUUAAAAUAAAAAUUAGAAUAAUGCAAAACAAAGCUAAGGAAUUAUAAAUAAUUAGCAAAAUCAUUAUCAAUCAAAAAUAAACGAAGAUACUUUCAAGACAAGCAAUAUUAAUUAAUUUGAUGAUAGUUAUUAGCAAUAAAUUCUGUCACACCAAAUUACUGAACAAAAAAGUUUAUCAAAUUUAUAAAAGAUUCAUAACUAAGGACACCAAGUUAUCGAGAUCCCUCCAACCUAAAAUCACAAUCAUUAAAAUAAGGCAGAUGAAAAAACAGAUAAAGAUAAUGAAGAUCAUCCUAAGGAAGAACUUGACCCUAAAUUUGAUACCCCUAUGCACCCUUUCAAGCUAUCAAGAAAUUAAUUAAUUCGUAUUGCUUCAGCUGCUUAGUAAAGACACUUUGCUGAAGAAAUAGAUAUUUUAGAAAGUUUAGGAGGAAUUAACAGAUUCUAGGAAGAUCUCUUAACUGACUUUAAAAAGGGUAUUUCGGGAACAGAGGGAGAUAUGAAUGAGCGUGAUUAAGCAUUUACUAACAAUAGAUAAGAAAUAACUCCUCCAAAGGGUUUCUUCGAGCUAUUUUUUGAUGCUCUUUAAGAUUUUACUUUGAAAAUUCUUUUAGUAGCUGCAGUUUUCUCUAUUGCAAUUGAAGUAGGUACAGCUUCUGAUAGUCACAGAAGCACAGCUUGGGUAGAAGGAGUUGCUAUUCUGGUAGCAGUUUUAGUUUGUGCAACUGUCACAUCUGUUAAUGAUUACCAAAAGGAAAGAUAAUUUUUAGUUCUAAAUAGCGAGGCAGAUAAAAGAAAAAUAAUCACAAUCAUAAGAAAUGGCCAAAAACUAAAUUUGCAUUAGUCUUUGGUUAUGGUUGGAGACUUGGUUGAACUCACUGAAGGUAUGGAAAUACCAGCUGACGGAAUAGUCUUAGAAGCAUCAGAAAUAACAACUGAUGAGUCAGCAAUGACUGGAGAAACCGAUCCUCUUAAAAAAUCUACUUUUAGCGAUUGCAUUAAAAAAAGAGACUUUAUUAUUUAGCAAGGAGCUAAGAAUGUUUCUACUAGUCAUGACGUUCCUUCACCAGUUUUACUUUCGGGAACGAGAAUUUUGACAGGAUAAGGUAAAAUGCUUAUUAUCGUUGUUGGAGAUUUCAGUUGUGUAGGAAAGAUCUCAAAGUUAUUAAAAGCAAAGGAAACAGAAGCUACUCCACUUUAAGAAAAGUUAGAAGCCAUCGCUAUGGAUAUUGGUAAUUUAGGUUUAAAGUCAGCUGUUGCUAUAGUUGGUGCUCUUUUUAUAAGAUUUGCUAUUGAAAAAAUUGUAAAUAAUGAAUGGGAUAACUCUUCAGAUUGGGGUGAGAUGCUUAAUUUUAUUAUUAUUGGAAUUACUGUAGUUGUUGUUGCUAUUCCAGAAGGUCUCCCUCUUUCAGUUACACUUUCUCUUGCUUACUCAGUCAAAAAAAUGCUUAAAGACAAUAAUCUUGUUAGGAAGCUGCAGGCUUGCGAAACUAUGGGAGGAGCUGAUUGUAUUUGCUCAGAUAAAACUGGAACUCUCACUCAAAAUAUCAUGACAUUGACUAGUUGGUGGAAUGAAGAGCUUUAAGAAUUCGAUAAGUAUAACGAAAAAGAUGAUUUGUCAAAUUAUAUAUCCAAAGAAAGAAAGUUUUUCACUAAACUUUUCUUAUAAUCAUGUGCAAUUAAUUGCAGCGCUGAUUUACGCCCAGCUGAAAAAGGUUCUAAGACUGAAGUUGCAGUUUUAAAAUUGUUAGAGAAAUUUGACUAAAAUUAUGAAACUUGGAGAGAAAACUUCGUUCCAGAACUUACCUUCCCUUUCAGUUCAGCUAGAAAAAGAAUGAGUACUGUUAUUAACUCUGAUGGUAAGAGAAUUUUACUUGUAAAGGGUGCUUCAGAACUAGUUUUAGCUGCCUGCAAUAAAUUUAUUUCUAAGAAAAACGAAGAAGUUCGUAAAAUUGAUGAAGAAUAACUUUAAACUAUGAAAAAUGCCAUUAAGAGUAUGGCUGAUAAUGCACUUCGUACUAUUGUACUAGCUUACAAAGAAUUAAAAGAUAAUGAUGAUUUAGAAACUAAAGAUCAUCUUGGUGUUUUUGAUAUCGAAACAAGAGAUUUAACUUGCCUUGCAAUAUUUGGUAUUAAAGAUAUACUAAGAUAAGAAGUACCAGGAGCAGUUAAGCAAUGCCAAGAUGCAGGAAUUAAAGUUAGAAUGGUCACUGGUGAUAAUAGUGAUACUGCCAGAGCAAUAGCUAGAGAUUGUAAUAUUUUAACAAAAGGAAAAAAAUCUUCUCCAUAUCAAGUUAUAGAGGGUGUUGAGUUCAUAAAAUUAACUGGUGGCAUUGUAUGCAAAAAGUGCUAAACUUUCGAAUGUGGAUGCGAAAGAGACUCAGAAAAAGCUAAAGAAACAGGCAAACCACUUAGAAUAGACACUAUUAAAAAUGGUGAGGUUUUUGAUAGAAUAUAUAAUGAUAUAGAUGUAAUGGCUAGAUCUCGUCCCGAAGAUAAAUACGCACUUGUAGUUGGUUUGAUAGAGAGAAAGCAUGUUGUGGCUGUUACAGGUGAUGGUACAAAUGAUGCACCAGCUUUAAAGAAAGCUGAUGUAGGUUUUGCUAUGGGUAUUGCUGGAACAGAAGUAGCAAGAAGUGCUGCUGCUAUCAUUCUUCUUGAUGACAAUUUCAAAAGUAUUGUAGCUGCAGUUUUAUGGGGUAGAAAUAUUUACGACUCAAUUAAAAAAUUCCUUUAGUUCUAACUCACUGUCAAUAUUGUAGCUGUGUUUAUUACUCUAAUAGGUGCAGCCGUUAUUAAAUAAGAAGUUUUAUAGCCUAUUUAGAUGCUUUGGAUUAAUUUAAUUAUGGAUACAUUUGCUUCUCUUGCCUUGGCUACUGAACCACCUCAUGAAGAGCUAUUGCUUAGAAAACCUCACAACAGAGAUGAAUAUAUUGUAUCUAAAAAGAUGUUUAAGCAUAUAAUUGGCCAAGCUAUUUACUAGUUAGUUAUUAUGAUAGUGCUUGUUUUUAAUGGUGAAACUUUCUUACCUGAAGUAAGUGACUCAUUCGAUGAUUAAAUAAGAAACAACACACUCUUUAAUAAUGAUCCUACUUAAUGGUGGAAAGCUAAAUACUCUAAUGAAAAGAUGACUUUAGUCUGUUCAGGGCGAUUGAGGAGUUAUAGCGGCACAACCAAAGAAUAUUAAGUAGUAUGGGACGAAUAUCAGUAACCUUCAAGACAUUUUUCAACUGUUUUUAAUGUCUUUGUUUGGAUGCAAAUUUUUAACUUCUUAAAUGCAAGAAAGCUUUAGGAUGAGUUAAAUAUAUUUGAAGGAAUAUUUAAAAAUUAUCUUUUCUUUGUUAUUCUUCUUCUUAUUAUUGGUUUAUAAAUUCUGAUCAUGCAAGUUGGAGGAUUACCAUUCUAUAUAUAUAAAAAUGGUUUGAAUGGAGGUAAUUGGGGAAUUUCUAUUGCAUUCGGAGUUGGUUCACUAGUAUGGGGAUUCUGUCUUAAAUUUGUGAGUGAAGAAAAAUGUGCUUAGUUUGGUAAAAAGAAGGUUAAUCCUUUGCAUAAUUUUUCAAGGGUUCUUUCUCUAAAAGGAAAUAGAGACGAAGCUUCGAUGUCCAGAAGAUAUUCAGCUCUAGUAAAUCAUCCAAUGGCUUUAAGACAUUGA
Messenger RNA from Tetrahymena thermophila SB210, 4551 nucleotides. RefSeq names its product calcium-translocating P-type ATPase, PMCA-type protein. The transcript has 11 exons. Lineage: Eukaryota; Ciliophora; Oligohymenophorea; Hymenostomatida; Tetrahymenidae. Gene Ontology annotation, molecular function: P-type calcium transporter activity; ATP binding; ATP hydrolysis activity. The record is from RefSeq and is a predicted model, not a curated record. Gene Ontology annotation, cellular component: intracellular membrane-bounded organelle; membrane.